AUGGCACCUACCAAGAAGACCAAGAAGACCACUGACAGCAUCAACUCGCGCCUUGCGCUUGUGAUGAAGUCUGGAAAGGUCACCCUUGGAUACAAGUCCACCCUCAAGACCCUCCGAUCUGGAAAGGCCAAGCUCGUCAUCAUUGCUGGCAACACCCCUCCUCUCCGCAAGAGUGAGCUUGAGUACUACUCCAUGCUUUCCAAGACCCAGGUCCACCACUUCGCCGGUAACAACAUUGAGCUCGGAACUGCUUGUGGUAAACUCUUCCGGUGCUCGACCAUCGCUGUCCUUGAUGAGGGUGACUCGGACCUGUUGAGCGGAGAGAUUGCUUAAGUGCAUUCUACUUAGCGCACUUGAUGGGAUGGAAUGAGAUAGUCCCGGGGCUAUGGGAUGGGC
Messenger RNA from Amorphotheca resinae ATCC 22711, 396 nucleotides. RefSeq lists its product as hypothetical. The coding region runs from base 1 to 333 and encodes 110 amino acids. Gene Ontology annotation, molecular function: RNA binding; structural constituent of ribosome. NCBI's taxonomy places the organism in Eukaryota, Fungi, Ascomycota, Leotiomycetes, Helotiales, Amorphothecaceae. The record is from RefSeq and is a predicted model, not a curated record. The transcript is spliced from 4 exons. Gene Ontology annotation, cellular component: cytosolic large ribosomal subunit.